GCCAGUCUUCCACUUGAAAUCACCAUACUUAACACAUAGGUUUGACUUGCUGCAACCCUUUACGUCCUGGUUGAUUUCUGCCUUUUCUAUAAGUCAUUCACCUAACCCGCUCAAGCGUUCGUAAUAUCCACCAAGGGCAGCAGCUAUAUCAACUUCGCAGUCAAAUUCAAAGACUCCAAACCGAGGCCCAACUUCGUCACUUGCCAUGUCAACAGAUCCAUACCAUGCAGUACAGCAAGAAAUACAGUCGUCGCUGCAGACAGCGUCAACGCUCCGCUCGUCGUAUCUCCGAAUUCGAAGCAUGGCGCGUGAAGGCAGCGAAGAGUUAGCUUGGGCUCGCAGUGAGCUCAAAGCAACGCUCUCGACGUUAGAGGCUGACUUGGAGGCUUUGGAGGAAAGUGUGAAAAUGGUUGAGUCAGCUGGUCCCCGUAUGUUUGGUCUCGACGACGCAGAAAUAAAUGAUAGAAGAAAAUACGUCCGUAGGAUCCGUCACGAAAUCGAGGAUAUGAGAGCCGAGGUCGAGGGCACGCUUCCUAUAUCACGGGCGAAAUCACCUUUGUCCCCGCCCCAGCGCGCCACUAGUCCAGCACCCCCCAGUUACCGUUCGAAUGCGGUAUCUCCUCGACCAGAUAACGUCAGACCACCGAGAGACGAAGAAGAUGAUCCCCAAGCCCAAUGGGCGCGAGAAGAGCAGCAGCUCAUGAUACGAGAGCAAGACCGCACAAUGGAUUCUAUAUCAGGCACGCUCACCACUCUAGCUCAGCAAGCUGGACUGAUGGGGCAAGAAAUUGGGGAACACAAUGAGAUGCUUGGUGACCUUGAGCAAAACGUAGAUCGCACAGACUCAAAGUUAUCUGAUGCGAUGCGCCGGAUGCGUAAGUUCCUCCGGGAUACGGAAGAAACGAAAUCCGGAUGGUGUGUCACGAUAUUGAUAAUUGUGCUGAUCAUUCUGCUGGUAGCCGUUAUAUUAAUAUGAUUGCGGUACUGUAUGCCUCGUCAGCGUGGCACAGUGUUGUCGCCUUGAGGUUUUGGCCAUGGACUCGAAGAGCUGGAUUUUAUUUUAUUGCAUGCUUAUACUACUCUCUAGUGCAUCACGCAUAUAUGCCUACCGCCCGAGGAGCAGACAUUCAAUCUUCAUUGGAAUGGCUUACAGUACUGUUUAUCCAAUGUUUUAGAUAUGGUUCGGUUCGACUUAAGCUUUUGCACAUCCCUUAUUCAUCCUUUCAUCCCUUCCUGGUCUAGAUAGUAUUAGUAGCGAAACAAUUUGUCACAUAUUUGGUUUGCAUACUCAAAGCAAGAUAUUAUUUGCAAAUAUUGUC
Molecule: messenger RNA, 1319 nt
Organism: Serpula lacrymans var. lacrymans S7.9
Lineage: Eukaryota; Fungi; Basidiomycota; Agaricomycetes; Boletales; Serpulaceae
Exons: 8
Coding region: 206-976 (256 amino acids)
Biological process (GO): Golgi vesicle transport
Cellular component (GO): membrane
Source: RefSeq, a predicted model, not a curated record